UAUAAAACGGAUCAUCUAACCAGUGGUAAGUAUCAGUCCUUCGUCUGUGUCCAGUUGCAAUCAUUCAACGUAGAAAAUCAACUCACAAACAAUAUCACCAUGCAAUUCCAAGUGACUUUCGCAGUGCUCGCCGCAGUCAUGUGCUUCGCCGCCGCCGCCCCCGCAACCGAAGAAGUCAAAUCGUCGUCACCUUCGUCUGCCGUUUCAGGCACCGAUCGUAGCAAACGGUUCGUGGCCAUCGCUGCACCGUACGCCGCUGCACCUUACGUGGCUGCCGCACCGUACGCCGCCGCACCUUACGUGGCCGCUUCACCGUACUCCGCUGCACCUUACGUGGCCGCCCCAUACGCCGCCGCGCCUUACGCAAUUGCUUCUCCACACGCCGCCCCAUACGUCUCAUCGUACACCACUUACCCAUACGUUGCCAAGACCCUGGCUUCCCCGUACACUUACUACCCAUGAACGGACGCUUUCACUCGUCACUACUCUCAGCCAUAUUCGGAAAGAAGUGCGACGUGAUGGUUUGUGCUGUCCCGAGUUGCUUCUCGACGAAAUAAUUUUACAAAAAUAUGAAAUCGCCUAACCCUGAUUGGAAUGUAUUCAAA
Molecule: messenger RNA, 605 nt
Organism: Myzus persicae (green peach aphid)
Lineage: Eukaryota; Metazoa; Arthropoda; Insecta; Hemiptera; Aphididae
Product: translation initiation factor IF-2-like
Exons: 2
Coding region: 100-462 (120 amino acids)
Source: RefSeq, a predicted model, not a curated record